Molecule: messenger RNA, 1771 nt
Organism: Hylaeus anthracinus
Lineage: Eukaryota; Metazoa; Arthropoda; Insecta; Hymenoptera; Colletidae
Product: SET domain-containing protein SmydA-8-like
Exons: 9
Coding region: 299-1624 (441 amino acids)
Molecular function (GO): protein binding
Source: RefSeq, a predicted model, not a curated record
CUGUGGAAACGGACGACCGUUGGUUCAAAAAAUCAAUCAUCGCCUUUAAAAAAUUUCAAUUAUUCGAUAGAUUUUGUCGAAUGUGAACCUAUUCUGUGCUCAAUCUAAUACGUACAGCGUUUAUCUAUUAAAUUGCUGUAGACAGCAUCAAAAAGAAGACUGGAAAAAACACUCAAAAAUCUGCAAACCGUUUAAGUUGACAGAAAAUCCCACGUUGGGUCGUUACUAUGUGGCCACGAGAAAUAUUAAACAAGGAGAAAUCGUUAUCAAGGAUAAUAAACCUCUAGUCGAUGGUCCUAUGCACAAUUCUGUUCCAGUCUGCCUUCGAUGUUACACAAUGUUGUAUAAAACUACCGCAGUGCCUUGCACGAAAUGUGGAUGGCCUCUUUGUGGGGACUGCAAGGACCAUGGUUUGGAAUGUGAUUUCACUUCUUCGCGCAGAAAUGAUAAGGUAUCCAUCACUGAGUUCGGUUAUCCACAUCCAAGUUAUCAGUGUAUAAAUGUCAUAAAAGUACUAUCUAUGAAAAACAACAACCCAGAAUGUUAUCAAAAGUUGUUAUCACUUGAGGGCCACUCGGACAGACUAAAAGAAGAGAGAAGUUUCAACUUCGAGAAACCGACGAACACCGUGAAUUUCAUCAAAAGAUUUUUUAAAACGGACGAUAUAUCGGAAGAAGAAAUGAUAAAAAUCAUCGGAGUCCUGCAGGUUAAUGGACAUGAAGUUCCUCUCACAGAGCCACCGUACAUCGCAGUUUACGAGCUGGCAUCGUUGCUCGAACAUUCCUGUAAAGCGAAUUGCUCGAAAAGUUUUACUAACGAAGGUGGGCUAAUAAUUCAUGCUGCAACACACAUCACAAAAGGAGAACACAUUUCUAUCUGUUAUACGGAUCCACUAUGGAGUACCACAAAUAGAAGGCACCAUCUGUUCGAAACCAAAUUUUUCGAAUGCAUUUGUGACAGAUGCAAGGAUCCCACGGAAUUUGGAACGAUGUUUAACGCUAUAAAAUGCGACAAGACAAAUUGUCAUGGUUACAUGCUGCCUAAAACUUUUCUCGAUCCAGAACAAAUGGAUUAUAUAUGUUCGACGUGUGGAUCAAUAUUGCUAUAUAAAAAAGUUGAAGAAAUUCAAGAGAACAUCGGCAUAGAUCUCUCCAGAAUGAAGAAAAACGAUAUUAAAGCGUGUAGAACAUUUUUGGAUCGUUAUAAGACUGUGCUUCAUCCAAAUCACUUUUAUAACACUGAUGUAACUAUUGCUCUGGCUCAAUUAAUUGGCCAACAAGAUGGAGGAUUACAAACAGUCGCGGACGAUCUUCUUGUUAAGAAACUUGAAUUGUGCAAGAAACUCGACAAUUUACUCAAAAUUCUUGCACCUGCUGAAAAUCGAAUUCGGGGAUUAAUUCUUUUCGAGUUGCAUGCAGCCUAUGCAGACUUCAGCAGAAGACACGUAGAAGAAGACACUCUACUAUUAUUAGGGGAGUCAAGGAAGGCUUUAGUCGAAGCUUAUCGAUUAUUAAAACUUGAACCAACAGCCCUUCCAGAAGGAAAAAUUGCACAACAAGCUCAGAUAAACUUACAAAAAACGACUAGUAUUCUCAAUCAUUUGAAUUCAGCAUCUAAAUCUUAAUCACGCAUUAUCGUGUACAAUACACGUGUCGACUGAAAAUGCUUUUGAUGGUGUAUUUGUGUCAUCAUAUUGUUAUAGAAAGCGCAACAAUAAAGACAUGAACGUAGUAGGCGCAAUCAUUUGUAAAGAAAUAAACGUAUAAAAUAA